Messenger RNA from Erigeron canadensis, 2060 nucleotides. RefSeq lists its product as uncharacterized. NCBI's taxonomy places the organism in Eukaryota, Viridiplantae, Streptophyta, Magnoliopsida, Asterales, Asteraceae. The transcript is spliced from 14 exons. The coding region runs from base 4 to 1914 and encodes 636 amino acids. The record is from RefSeq and is a predicted model, not a curated record.
UUUAUGGCUAAUCAACUGCCAGAGGAAUUUAUCAGUGUUGGUGAGCCCGAGACUCAUAACUGUGAGAUCAGGCUGAGAGUUAGUCCUAAGAAACGAAAGGAAAAAGUUUUUGUUGGUUGUGGUGCUGGUUUUGGAGGUGAUAGACCGUUGGCAGCUCUUAAGUUACUUCGAAAAGUUAAAGAUCUCCACUACCUUGUACUUGAAUGCUUAGCAGAGCGCACCCUUGCUGACCGCUACCAAGCAUUGAAAUCAGGCGGUGAUGGUUAUGACCCUCGUAUUUCAGAAUGGAUGGAGUUGCUCCUACCUCUGGCCAUUGAACGAGGGGUCUGCAUUAUUACCAACAUGGGUGCAACAAAUGCAUCGGGGGGUCAGGAUAAAGUUCUGGAAAUUGCAAGCAGGUUGGGUAUAAAGAUUACAGUGGGUGUGGCUCACCAAUUUGAUAUCGCCAAAGCAGGUCUUGGUUCUCACCUGAGAAAUGUGGAUGGUGGUAUUAGCAUGUAUCUAGGGGCAGCUCCUAUUGUAGAGUGUCUUGAGAAGUACAGUCCCAAUGUCGUCAUCACUUCCCGUGUAGCUGAUGCAGCCUUAUUUCUAGCUCCAAUGGUUUAUGAACUAGGUUGGAACUGGGAUGAAUUGCCGCUGCUAGCCCAGGGCACUAUGGCUGGACACCUAUUAGAAUGUGGUUGUCAACUCACUGGAGGGUAUUUUAUGCAUCCAGGAGACGUAUAUAGAGACAUCCCUUCUGCAAAUCUUCUAGAUGUGUCUCUUCCAUUUGCCGAAGUUAAUUGUGAUGGUAAAGUGUGUGUAGCAAAAGCAGAUGGGAGUGGUGGAGUGUUAAACUUCAGUACCUGCGCUGAACAGCUUCUUUAUGAGGUAGGGGAUCCAGGUGCCUAUAUUACCCCAGAUGUGGUUAUCGAUUUCCAAGAUGUUACGUUUCAGUCAUUAUCAGCCAAUAAAGUUGUCGGCUCUGGAGCAAAACCUGCUGUAGUAUCUGUACCUGAAAACCUUUUAGCACUAGCUUCGAAGGAUGCUGGAUGGAAAGGAUGGGGAGAGAUAUCCUAUGGUGGAUAUAAAUGUGUGGAACGGGCUAAAGCUGCUGAAUUUCUGGUGAGAUCAUGGAUGGAAGAAGUACAUCCUGGAACUAGUAACCGUAUAGUGUCUUAUAUAAUCGGAUUGGACAGCCUCAAGGCAAUUAGCCUUGACAAUAUCACCUCGAUGCCGAGGGCUUGUGAAGAUAUUCGAUUGAGAAUGGAUGGGUUAUUUGAGCAAGAGAAACAUGCUAUUGGGUUUACUAAAGAGUUCAUAGCUUUGUACACAAAUGGACCUGCUGGUGGUGGAGGUAUCAGCACAGGACACAAGAAAGAGAUCCUGCUAGAGAAAGCACUGGUUGGGCGUGAACAUAUUUACUGGAAAAUCUCAGCAAAGCAAAACCAACCAACAAAUACAAGGGAUCAUAGCAACAUAGUCCUCCACGAAGCAUCAUUUAUUCGUCUUGAGGAGUUUUUACCUCCUGAGAUUCACCUGUCUCCAGCUCCCCCAGGAAGAAGAGUCCAUCUCUAUGAUGUAGUCCACAGCAGAGCUGGUGACAAAGGUAACGACAUGAACUUCUCGAUCAUCCCACAUUUCCCUCCAGAUAUUGAGCGUCUCAAGGUCAUCAUAACUCCAGAUUGGGUCAAACGUGUCAUUUCACCUCUUCUAAACCAAUCAUCCUUCCCAGGCGUGGAUGAUAUAGAAACACGAGACAAAUGGGUCAAUGAACACGUUAACGUGGAGGUUUAUGAGGUCCGUGGCAUCUGUUCAUUGAAUGUUGUCGUGAGGAACAUUCUAGAUGGUGGCGUUAACUGUUCAAGAAGAAUUGAUAGGCAUGGGAAAACUAUAUCUGACCUCAUAUUGUGCCAAGAAGUUGCUCUGCCCUAGUGAUCAAGGGUAUGGAGUAUAUGUCACAAUGACCAUCUGACUUGUAUACAUUGUUGAACAGUAGAUAUGUGUAUGUGAACAUGUUUUGAGCUAAAACAAAUUACAAUUGUGUCUAAUUUACAAACACUAUAUCUAUUUUUAGACUA